AAAUCUAUUUCGUUUCUCCUUCUUGGCCUUGCCUUUCACUGUUCCUCGUCAAUGGCCGCACCUUUCUUCUGCUCCAAGAUUCAACCUUGGCAGCAGUAGACUAGCGUGGGGAUCGUUUUCAAGAACACUUCUCAUGUUUAUUUAUAUACUUGAGAUCUCUCAUGCUCGAUUACACUGCUCCGAACAACGAAAACACGAACAUGGCUAAGUUAAAGAUCAUAGUCUCCGCGACUAGCUUGUUCUGCACGAGGAUUGAGUGGGCUCUAAAGCUGAAGGGCCUCGAGUACGAGCUCACUUUCGAAGACUGGAGCAAGGGGAAGAGCGAAUUGCUUUUGAAGUCGAACCCGGCACACAAGAAGGUCCCGGUGCUCUUGGACGAUGGGAUCGUGAUCGCAGAGUCGAAAGUGAUUCUGGAGUACAUUGAUGAGAAGUGGAAGGGAGGCGAUCUUUAUCCGUUGUUGCCUCAAGACCCUUGCGAGAGAGCUCAAGCUCGUUUCUGGGCUCAGUUUGCUGAUGACAAGUGUGUCUUCGGCACUUGGGGAGCCUGCUGUGCCGAUGAUGCCCUGGAAAAGGAGAAAGCAGUGGAGACCGCAUUAGAGUCUUUCACUUAUCUGGAGAAGCAGAUUGAGGGGAAGAAGUUCUUCGCGGGAGACAAGAUAGGCUAUUUGGAUCUCGUGGCCGGUUGGAUCCCGCAUUGGCUCGGCGUCAUGGAAGAAACUGGAGGCAUUAAGAUACUCGAUCCUGAGAGGUUCCCAUCCCUUCAUGAAUGGGCACAAAACUUCAUCGAUAUUCCGCUGAUUAAGGAAUGCUAUCCACCUAGAGACAUGCUGGUUAACUAUUCGACUGUUCUCCUGAGCUACCUGCGUUCCUCGACACCGAACAAGCCAUAAAAUACGCCCUGACCAAUGUGUUGCUCUUUUUGUUCUGCCCUGUUUUCCUCUCUUAUACUUAUAACCAUGUGAUACGGCGCAAUAACAUACUUAUAAUCAGCUUUCUCUUGGGAGAUUAUAAGUGAUUUCGAUAUUAUUCCUGGGAUCACCA
Rhodamnia argentea is the source of this 1041-nucleotide messenger RNA. Its product is annotated as glutathione transferase GST 23-like. Bases 162 to 890 code for a protein of 242 amino acids. The record is from RefSeq and is a predicted model, not a curated record. Gene Ontology annotation, cellular component: cytoplasm. NCBI's taxonomy places the organism in Eukaryota, Viridiplantae, Streptophyta, Magnoliopsida, Myrtales, Myrtaceae. The transcript has 2 exons. Gene Ontology annotation, molecular function: glutathione transferase activity. Gene Ontology annotation, biological process: glutathione metabolic process.